Prosopis cineraria is the source of this 3584-nucleotide messenger RNA. RefSeq lists its product as uncharacterized. The transcript has 7 exons. Lineage: Eukaryota; Viridiplantae; Streptophyta; Magnoliopsida; Fabales; Fabaceae. Bases 354 to 3317 code for a protein of 987 amino acids. The record is from RefSeq and is a predicted model, not a curated record.
UAUUCUCUUUCCAUCGUCUGGGCAAUUCAGAUCUUGGAUUCUUCAGCUGUUCCGACGUCUUUGGUAGUCUCUCUGUCGUCAUCUUCUUAGUCUCAGGUGAUGAUUUAUCAUGGGUGUUAGGCCUCAAAGGACUUGAAGUUCUCGACUUGAAAGAAAGCUCAUUUAAGGAACUGCCACAAGGAUUAGAAGAGUUGAGUAAAUUGAAGCUAUUAGAUUUAUCUUGGAUCAAAGAGCAGAGUUUUAAGAUAGCAGAAAGAUGCACACAUCUUGAAGAGCUAUAUACUUCAAAAAUCCAACCAAGAAGAACAACUUUAGAACUUGGUAAAUGUAUUUCAAAUAAUGCGACUUUUCCCAUGUUACAGAGAUAUGAACUUCGAAUUGGGAAAUUUGUUGAGAUUUAUAAAGGUGAAUAUGAUUCUUUUAUGGGCUGUUUCUCCAAGGUUUUGUCGUUGGCAGAAUUAAAAAUCAUUGCUUUAAGUCCAUUUAUAAAGGAUCUUCUACAACGAGCUGAAGCUGUUCAUUUAAAUAAACUUGAUGGGGAUUUCAAAUGUAUUGUACCAGACAUCGUUCAGGGUGUAGGAAGGAUGGAUGAGUUGACUAGCUUGUGUCUUGGUUUUUGUUCAAAUUUAGAAUGCAUUGUAGAUGCAACUUCUCAUAAUGUUGAUUUGUUUCAAGCAGAAACUUUGCUUCCAAAGCUAAUCAAGUUAAAGUUGAUGCUUUUGGUCAAUUUAAAAGAAGUUUGGCGGGGUCCACCUUUGCUUUUCUUCUUUGAGAAAUUGCAAGAAUUGCAUAUAUCUAAUUGUCCUAUGUUGACAUCACUCUUCCCAAAGUGUGUUGCCAAAGCUAUGCUGUCAUUACAGAAGCUAACUGUAAUACGUUGUGGUGAAUUGAAGAAUAUAAUAGAGGAGGAGGAUGGUGAUGGUACCAACAAUGAAAUAAAUUUAGCUUCAAACAAUGCACAUUCGGUGUUCUCACAAUUGAAAAGUUUGACCAUCAGUUAUUGUGAUAAGUUAGAAUAUGUAUUCUCAAACUCCUGUGUUCAAGGCCUUGUGCAGUUGGAGGAGGUGUGCAUUAUGAUGGCUUCUCAACUAAAAUAUGCUUUUGGUCAACAUGAGGGUGAUCAUCAAGAGGUUCAGAUUGAGCUUCCUGUUCUAAAAUUACUCAAACUGGAGCAAUUGAAAAAUUUGCUCAGCAUUUUACCCAAAAACUAUCAUUCAAGUUGCCCAUGUUUAAGAGAAUUUUAUUGGAUGGGGUGUCCCAAAUUCCAAGCUUCAUGUAUUAACAUCGUGGUUGGUUCAAAUAUAAAUAUGGACGAUCAAGUAUGCAGUGAGAUUUCAGUUCUAUCAUCACUUCUCAAUUUAGAGAAACUUUAUGUGACUGAAUGUGGCGUGGAAGACAUAAUAUUUCUACUUGAAAUGGAUAUUUGUACUAAAACGAAUACCAAAAACAAGUUAAUCCCACCCCUGGAGACACUGAUAUUGAAAGAUCUACCCGAGCUGAAGUUUGUUUGGAGUGGUCCAUUGGGAACACUAAGCCUCCAAAAUCUUAGAAAAUUCGAAGUUAUUGGGUGCAACAAUUUGAGGAGUAUUUGGAGUGGUUCGAUGGGAACACUAAGCCUCCAAAAUCUUAGCAAAUUCAGAGUUAGUAGGUGCAACAAUUUGAGGACUAUUUUAUCCCCUGUAAUUCUAAGAAGCAUGCAACUGUUGGAACAUCUCGAAAUAUCAGAUUGCAAUGAAUUAGAGGAAAUAAUGCAUUGUACAGAGGUAGGAGAGCAGCAUAAAGGCCAUCUGGAUGCUCAAUCCUCACAAGUAUGCUUUCCAAAUCUGAGAAUGCUUGAAGUUAAGAGAUGUAGCAAGCUAAAAUGCCUAUUUUCAAUAACCAUAGAUUGGAACGAGCUUCUGGAGAAAGUGUUACCCAACUUGAGGAACCUAACUUUGGAACAAGUUCCAAGUCUCAGGGAUUUCUGUCAUGGUUUAUCCCUUUCCAACGAUCGCCUUCCCCAGCCGUCGGGCUCAAGACUCGAAUGGAUUAGAUUAGGAAGUGUGCCUGAGCUAUGGGUGACAUGGAGAGCUCCUUCACAGAUUUCGAACCUCGUCCAUCUUGAAGUAUUGGAACUUUUUGAAUGUAAGGAAUUGAAAUCUGUAUUUGCUGAGGGUUUCCACGGAAGAAGCCCACCAAUGUUACAAGUUCUUAUGAUAAGAGAGUGUGAGGAGCUGGAGGAAAUUCUGAGGGAGGAUAACGAAUUCCAAACAUGCUUUCCUAAAUUGGAGUGCCUUCAAGUAACGCAUUGCAGCAAGAUCAAGUGUCUUUUCUCAACCUCCUCUCUCACUCCAUUGCUUCCUCAUUUAUGGUCAAUAAACAUAGUCUCGUGUGCAAAGUUAGAGGAGCUUUUUGGACGUCGCAGUGAAGCCGGCAGUGACCAUGUCAACGAAAUCGCGCUUCCAAACUUGGCAUAUAUACAUCUGAAGGAAUUGCCAAGUCUUGUUGAUAUCUGCAAUGGAUUCAAGUUAUACGCUAUGAAACUUGAAGCAAUUAACAUGAUAGAAUGCCCAAAAUUUUCUUCAAUCAUGGGGGCAACUGGGAGCAUAUGCACUCAAAUAAAGAGAAAGGAAGCAAAGCCUCAUGGGAACAGCGGCAGUCAAGUGCUUGAUCAACUCCCAUAUUUCUUCCCAGAAGAGUUGACUUUACAGAAAUUAGAGUUACAAAAAUUAAGUGAGCUAAGCUUGAUAUGCAGGGAUUUCAGUACUCCCUCCCAAAUUUUGAGCUUCCAAUAUCUUAAAGAUUUGACAGUGGAUGGAUGUGGAAAAAUGAAAUGCAUCUUCUCCUCCACUGUUUGGGGAAGCCUUCAACAGCUGACAAGGUUGGAAAUUAGAGAAUGUGAGGAAGUACAGGAAAUCAUGCAAGAGUUGGAAGAAGCUCAGCACGUGUCUAACAUUUCUUUUCCAAAAUUGAGGAGAAUAACGGUGAAGGGUUGCAAGAAGUUGAAAUGCCUUUUCAGGACAGCUAGAGUUGCAAUGCUUCUUCCAGAACUACAUUACAUAGAGGUAUCAGAAGCUGUAGAAAUGGAAGAGAUCUUUUCCUAUAAAACUGAUCAAGCAACCACUAUCACUCCGCAACACAUUGUGUUCCCAAAUCUGCAAGAAUUGAAACUUUCAAAAUUGCCAAGCCUCACACACUUCUGCAAAGGAUUCAACUUUGAUGCUUCACAACUCGAAAAUGUCCAAAUUGGGGGAUGCCCAAAAUUUGACUUCUCCUUUGAGAAAGCCUUUUCCCACGAAAGCACAGAUACAGAUGAGUCAUUUCAUGGAGAGCAGUAAAAGAAAGAGCAGAUGGAAGAAGUGGAAAGCAUUAUUAUAAGAAUUUAUAAUCAUGUUAUUAGUUACUUAGAGAUUUAUGUCCGGAUUUUAAUACUUUGUGAUUUCAAAUUCUGAAGUAUUGAGAGUUGGAGGCCUUUGAAGUGUAAUUGGUAAUAAAGUGGCUAAUUUGCAACUUGGUGUAGAUGAAUGUGAAUUGUAUAUGUGGAUGUUGGAUUGUGAUUACAGAUCCAAGCUUAUAUGUGAAUAAAAUGGAUGGUAUUGAUUGCA